Funneliformis geosporum is the source of this 420-nucleotide messenger RNA. The record is from the annotation of a GenBank genome assembly. NCBI's taxonomy places the organism in Eukaryota, Fungi, Glomeromycota, Glomeromycetes, Glomerales, Glomeraceae.
AUGACAAAUAAUAACAAACAAUUAAAUAGGAGUUAUCAAUAUCCAAAAGAGGAUAAAGAAAUAUUAGCCAAAAUGAGGCAUCCUGAUUAUGAGGGAAAUUAUUUAUUGCCCGAUAAUGCUUCUUUUUUAGACAAAACUAAAUAUCAGAUUUGUGAAAGAAUAUUAAAUCAUAAAUACGAUAAUAAACUAACUACUGAAGAAUUAGCCGAACGAAUUAAUUUAAGUGUUCCUGAAACCAAAGAACUACUUUUUUGUCAUAUUCAUAAAUUUACUUUAGAUCGCUUAGAUCGCUUAAAUUUUUACUUAACUUGCUUAUUUCCUGAUGUAGAACAUGAAAUUUUCAGAGAGUAUCAAACAAUACCUCAUCUUCCUUAUUUAUAUCUAAUAUCAGUUGUAAGGCAGGAUAGAUCUCAAUUAUAG